AGUGUUAUUUUUUUUUCUGAGAGUGUCAGAUCUGUGACGAAGAGGAAGCUUCGCUAGAGCCACAGAUGUAAUUAGACAACUGAUAAUAAUGUGAAGUGGGACAUAAUGAUUCUCUUCAGUGGACUGGACAGCCACCAGUUCUCCAAAGCCAUGCACACCACACUCUAAGAAGACACAGUCAUGGUCAUCACUGACAGGAACCCCACAGUCUCCAAAAAGGAGGCCCAGAAGAAGAAGUGGAAGUCGCGGCCGCAUGGUCUGCCGUCCCCAGCCCUAUGCUGUGCAUGUGGCCUCUGCAUCAUGUUGGCAGGACUCAACAUCACUCUGGUGGGCGCGUUUGCCUUCAGCACACUGGUGCCUUCUGCCAACCCGCCCAUCAUUAUCGGACCCAUCCUCCUGCUUGUGGCCUUCUCCUUUUUCGGGGCGUGCUGUGUGUGUAGCCGUCUGCCUCCUCCGCACAGCUCACGUCAUUCAAACGUGGGUGGCCGGGGUGCUGGGUUAAUGGGACAUGGGGGCCUGGCUGGAGGAGCCACCUUUGAGAUAGAGACCAGCGAGCACACGCUGCAGGACACCACAGCGGUACAGCUCAGCCCCACCUCCUCUCGUGGAUCCUCACAGGUGUCCAGCCCAGAGAAGGUGCUGGUGAAUCAGGAUGGAGCAGGGACAUGUAAGCUCUUCACCAUGGAGGCCAAUGGUCCAUCCUCUCUGUCUGGCACUGCAGUGUACUCAACCUUCUCAGGAGGAGAGGUCCGGCUCAAUCUGCCGUGUGAGCAAGUGGGCACCUAG
Messenger RNA from Boleophthalmus pectinirostris (great blue-spotted mudskipper), 786 nucleotides. RefSeq names its product transmembrane protein 275a (gene tmem275a). Lineage: Eukaryota; Metazoa; Chordata; Actinopteri; Gobiiformes; Gobiidae. The transcript is spliced from 2 exons. The coding region runs from base 181 to 786 and encodes 201 amino acids. The record is from RefSeq and is a predicted model, not a curated record.